UUAACUUAUCUCUUGGUCAACAAUAGUGGCAUCCUAAAAAAUUAGAUUCUUGUCACGAUAAGAGAUAUUUAUAGCUGUUGCAUUUACUCAUUGUGGGGGCAACUUAACCGGUGACCGAUUCCUAGUCCCUGAAUCUAUAUAUAUGGCUAUCAUUUGGUAGCAUAUUAGCAACCAAGAGACCUUGAUAGUAAGAUCAUUACCUUAUACUUAUAAUUUGUUCAGAACCUCCUCCUUGUCCAUCUCCAAGGAGGUAUAAACUACCAUCCACCAUGAAUGGUGAUCAAGAACUACAAGUCAUCGUUCAGCAGGGAAAAGAACCAAACACAACAGUGCAAGAAGAAAGAAACCAAACAGGAGUAACUCACUCAAACACAUACAAACGGUGCCUCCGGGUGGCGGUCUAUACAUUCUUUGUCAUCUCAGGCCAAUCAGUUGCUACAAUUCUGGGAAGAAUCUACUAUGACAACGGAGGAAACAGCAAGUGGCUAGCAACGGUUGUUCAACUCGUAGGCUUUCCUGUUCUGCUUCCAUAUUAUCUCUUGUCAAUCAAAACACAUACAACAACAACUCAUAGAGAUGAUGGCAAAGCAGCCUCACUUAAGAACCGUGUAUUGGUUUACCUAGUUCUUGGAGUUCUUGUAGGAGCAGAUUGCUAUCUAUACUCCAUUGGACUGCUUUACCUACCUGUUUCAACCUAUUCACUCAUCUGUGCAUCUCAGCUAGCCUUCAACGCUUUCUUCUCUUAUUUCCUCAACUCACAGAAGCUCACUCCCAUCAUUUUGAACUCUCUUUUGCUCCUAACUAUAUCCUCCACCCUCCUCGCCUUCAACAACGAGGAUUCAAACUCUCAGAAAGUUACAAAAGCACAGUAUGUCACAAGCUUCUUAUGCACUAUCGGUGCUUCUGCUGGGUUUGGUCUAGUCUUAUCCUUACAACAGCUAGCCUUCCGUAGAGUACUAAAGAGGCAGACUUUCACAGAAGUUAUGGAUAUGAUCAUCUACAUGAGUCUAGUGGCCAGCUGUGUUAGUUUGGUGGGGCUUUUCGCUAGCAGCGAGUGGAAAACUCUAAGCAGUGAGAUGGACAACUAUAAGCUUGGGAAGGUGUCUUACGUUAUGAACCUGGUGUGGACAGCUAUUACCUGGCAAGUAUUCAACAUCGGCGGCACGGGACUGAUCUUUGAGCUUUCCUCUCUGUUCUCAAAUGCGAUAAGCGUAUUGGGGCUGCCUGUGGUUCCUAUUAUGGCUGUCAUCAUUUUUCAUGAUAAAAUGAAUGGGUUAAAGGUGAUUUCUAUGAUCUUGGCUAUUUGGGGUUUCAUGUCCUAUGUCUACCAACACUAUCUUGAUGACAAAAACUUGAAGAGAAGUGUUGGAAUCCAAAGAGUAGAAUCCUCUGACACAACAGAAGCAGAAGGACCAAAUGUGCAAAAGAUAGAGACGUCAGCAAGCUGAUUACAAAACUUCAUUGAUUAUACUUGCGUUCAGAGCAACCAAAGAUGAGUAGCAUUACGAAAAAUGUAUUUCAACACUGUAGUGAAAGAUAGGGUGUAAACUUUGUAGCUAUUCUAAGUUGUUGUAAUGCAAUUUAUGUAAUGAGAAUAGUUCCCAAAAUCAAAGCUUACAUCAGGCAACCAA
Brassica oleracea var. oleracea is the source of this 1631-nucleotide messenger RNA. Its product is annotated as probable purine permease 10. Lineage: Eukaryota; Viridiplantae; Streptophyta; Magnoliopsida; Brassicales; Brassicaceae. The transcript is spliced from 2 exons. The record is from RefSeq and is a predicted model, not a curated record. The coding region runs from base 270 to 1448 and encodes 392 amino acids. Gene Ontology annotation, molecular function: purine nucleoside transmembrane transporter activity. Gene Ontology annotation, cellular component: membrane.